This is a messenger RNA of Entamoeba dispar SAW760, 1227 nucleotides long. RefSeq lists its product as uncharacterized. The transcript has 2 exons. Lineage: Eukaryota; Evosea; Mastigamoebida; Endamoebidae. Bases 1 to 1227 code for a protein of 408 amino acids. The record is from RefSeq and is a predicted model, not a curated record.
AUGAACAACACCAUUGGAAGUCAAUUAAAAAUAAUAGAGAUAAUUCAUUUAUUACAAUGGCCAUAUUGGAGUUCUAUAAAAUGUCUUGAAAUGAAAAAUAAAAUUGAAAAAAAGAAUUUGUUACAAUUUAUAGAAGAACGAGAUAAAGUAAUAUGUUUGUGUAUCAUAUUAUUGGUCAUCAAUUUACUUUUAUUCUUAGAAAAAAAGAGUGAUGAAAUUAAUGUUGAUGAAACACAUCAAUCAAUUAUAAAAGACUUUCUCCUUGAAUUAAUUAAAAAAGAUAUUAUUAAAGAAAAAGAAUAUUUUCAUUUUAUGAACUUCUUAUCGUAUUAUGAAAUAGCAGUGUUAAGGUUAUGCAACUUUGAUUUAUUUACAAGGGAAGUUGAUGAUGAUUAUCAAGAGAUUAUUGAUUGGUUAAAAGAGAAUAAAAUUACUAUCAUAGACUCAAAAGAUUCACACCAAAAUAUUCAGAAAGAUUAUAUUGAAACAAAUGAACUUCAAAACACACUAUCUUCAUUAUUUCUUUUUGACUUAAACCAAUACCCUAUGAAAAUAAUUAUUUUAACUACUGUUUAUUAUCUUAUUCAAUACCGUGAUACACAACAACAAGUCAAAAAAAGAAUAGAUAAAGAUAUUAAAGAAAAUAAAUAUCGUUGGGAUGAUAUUGAACAACUCCUUCAAUUCGUUAAAUGUGGAAAGGAAUUAAUGUCAAAGAAAAAUGAGAUUAUUACUCAAUACGUCUCUUCUUUUAAGAGGAUUAUUAAAUAUGUGGUUUUCACUGCCUCAGAUGAAAAGUGCCUUAAUGAGUUAAUUGCUCAUUACUCUCAUCAACAAUUUGAUAUUUUAGAAUUUACUAUUUACCAAAUAGAGAAAAAUGAUAAGAUUUAUCAAUUUUGGAAAAUAAAAGAGUCCUACCAAAUGAUUGACUGCUCUUUGAUUUUAAAAACUGAUGUUGAUAGUAUCAUAUUCUUAACAAAAAAUAACAAUAAAUUUUUAAAAGAAUACUGUUAUUUAUGUAACGGAUUUAAUUAUAUUCAUUCAGUCUUUGUAUUAUCUGCUUCUUCCCUUCCUCAAGAACUUAAAGAUGAACUUCAAUUAUCAAUUUUAAAUAACUUUCCUACAGAUGAUUCAUUUUUGAACUUUACUUUACAAAAAGAUCUUCACAUAUAUUUCAAAGAAAUUAAUUAUUCGGUCUCUACUUCAUUGAUUGAUACAGUUUGCAUCUAA